Messenger RNA from Nannospalax galili (Upper Galilee mountains blind mole rat), 8305 nucleotides. RefSeq names its product zinc finger protein 516 (gene Znf516). Gene Ontology annotation, cellular component: nucleus. The record is from RefSeq and is a predicted model, not a curated record. The transcript has 6 exons. Bases 746 to 4219 code for a protein of 1157 amino acids. Gene Ontology annotation, molecular function: RNA polymerase II cis-regulatory region sequence-specific DNA binding; DNA-binding transcription factor activity, RNA polymerase II-specific. Gene Ontology annotation, biological process: regulation of DNA-templated transcription. NCBI's taxonomy places the organism in Eukaryota, Metazoa, Chordata, Mammalia, Rodentia, Spalacidae.
GCGUGUGUAUGUCUGUGUGUGUGUCUGUGUCUGUGUGUGUGCGCGCCCGCGCGCGUAAACUGCCUCCAGGAACUGUAGCUGCGGCAACCUGAGACCUGGAGCCGAGCGGCGACCACUAGCCUCCGACGUCGUGAUUCAGUGCUAUUAGGGGAGGAAUUAUCUGGGUCUGAGUCAUCGUAAGCCUCCAGACUUUCUCCGCAGUGUGGCAGAACUUUGUGCUGAUGAGACAAUAGUGGAGCGUGUGCGUUUCCUACAGGGCAGACCAUUCCUGGGCUGGGGGAAGCCUCGGGCCUGCUCAGGGCGGUGGGUGCCGGGUCUCCCUCUUUGCACCGCACUGUCCCCGGGAGCUGGGCUGGCGCCUGGGCCCCCGCGGAGCGGACGCGUCGGGGAGCGCGCGAGUGGCGCGCAGAGGGGGGCCGGGCGCGUGGCGGGUCCCGCGCGCCCUCGCGCGUCCCCCGCUCCCGGGCGCAGCUGGCGCGGUCGGUCUAGGGCAGCUCUCGACUCCGCGCAGCGCCGCGGGCGCUAGGCUUCACCUUCAGAUGCGCGGGGCGUGCGCGUCCUCCUCUCCAGGUCUGCAGUUUUCACGCCAAGGUGCUUGCUGCCAUCUUCUACGUCCCAGAAUAUGCACCUACUCGUCACGGAUACCUCUCUCCCCUCUGUGCAGCAGCCCCUCUGAGAAUGGAGAGAUAGGACCCCUUCAGACCCGCAUGACACAAGGCCGUGCUGUGUCACCCCCAUUAUCUCAAUGGAUCACAGCCGAGAGGCUGAGAUGGAGCUGAGAAGAGGGCCCAGCCCACCGAGGGCUGGCAGGAGCCAUGAGGUGGAUGGGGACAAGGCCAUGUGCCAUAGCUGUUGCAUCUGUGGCAAGAGCUUCCCCUUCCAGAGCUCACUGUCACAGCACAUGCGCAAGCACACAGGGGAGAAGCCCUACAAGUGUCCCUAUUGUGACCACAGGGCUUCCCAGAAGGGCAACCUCAAGAUUCACAUCCGUAGCCACCGCACAGGGACUUUGAUCCAGGGGCAUGAGCCGGAGUCCGGCGAGGCUCAGCUGGGUGAGAUGCGUGUCUCUGAGGGCCUGGAUGGGUGUGCUAGCCCCACCAAGAGCACGUCCGCCUGUAACCGCAUGCUGAAUGGGGCGGUGCCAGUGGACAGCAGCAAGAUCCUUCUCAGAAGCAGCCGUAAGGAAGCAGAGGGCGCAGCCAGUGCCCAGGAGGAGGUAGAAGCCAUGGUCCAGUGCUCCUUCUGCAAGAGCCGGUUUGAGCGCAAGAAGGACCUAGAGCUGCACGUACACCAAGCCCAUAAGCCAUUCAAGUGCAGGCUGUGUAGCUAUGUAACCCUGCGGGAGGAGUCACUGCUGAGCCACAUCGAGAGGGACCACAUCACCGCACAGGUGCCCAAUGGCAGUGAGGCCUGCGUGGAGAAUGGCAAGCCUGAGCUGAGCCCUGGGGAAUUUCCAUGCGAGGUGUGCGGUCAGGCCUUCAGCCAGACCUGGUUCCUCAAGGCGCACAUGAAGAAGCACCGGGGCUCCUUUGACCAUGGCUGCCACAUCUGUGGCCGGAGGUUCAAAGAGCCAUGGUUCCUCAAGAAUCACAUGAAGGCGCACGGUCCCAAGGCAGGGAGCAAGAACAGGCCGAAGAGUGAGCUAGACCCCAUUGCCACCAUCAACAAUGUGGUACAAGAAGAGGUCAUCGUUGCUGGCCUGUCCCUCUAUGAGGUCUGCACAAAGUGCGGGAACCUGUUUACAAACCUGGACAGCUUGAACGCCCAUAAUGCCAUACACCGCAAAGUUGAAGCCAGCCGGACACAAGCCCCGGCUGAGGAGGGGGCUGAAGAGGGCCCCGAAGAGGGCCCCCUGGACACCAAGCAGUUCUUCCUACAGUGCCUGAACCUGAGACCAUAUGUUGCUGGCGAUGUGUCCCUCAGUGGGCAGGCUGGACGGCGGGUGGCUGAGUUGGACCCUGUCAACAGCUAUCAGGCCUGGCAGCUGGCCACUAGGGGCAAGGUGGCCGAGCCAGCUGAGUACCUCAAGUAUGGGACCUGGGAUGAGGCGCUGGCUGGUGAUGUGGCCUUUGACAAGGACAGGCGCGAGUACAUACUGGUGAGCCAGGAGAAACGCAAGCGUGAACAGGAUGCGCCUUCCACCCAGGGCCCCCCCAGGAAGAGGGCCAGUGUGCCUGGGGACCCCGUGCUUCCUGGCCACCUUGACCCCCGUCCUCCUGCUCGCCCCAGCCGCAGGGCCACAGCUACUGCUGGCCAUGGCAAGUCCUCUGAGUGCUUCGAGUGCGGCAAGAUUUUCCGCACCUAUCACCAGAUGGUGCUUCACUCCCGCGUGCACCGCCGGGCUCGCCGUGACAGGGAUCCUGAUGGCGACAGGGCAGUGCGUGCCCGCUGUGGUUCACUCAGUGAGGGUGAUUCGGCUUCCCAGCCAAGCAGCCCCGGGUCAGCCUGUGCCAUUGCUGACUCUCCAGGCUCUGGCCUGGCUGAAGAGGCCGUGGAUGAUAGUGGUGAAGAGAUUGUGCCCGAACCUGCAGCAGGGGGCCAGCCACGCCACUGCUACUCUUCUGGAGAGGUGGCAUCCACCGUGCUCUCCAAUGGAGACCAGAGUCACAAACUCGGAAAUAACCCGCCAGAGAAAGACACCAGCGAGCCCAAGGCAGGGAUUGCCAUGCCGUCCAUGUCCAUACUUGAAAACAACAGCAGAGAGACUGCCAAGGGUCCUGAGCAGCAUAGAUUUUCUCUUGACUUAAAGAUGCCAGCAUUUCACCCCAAGCAGGAGGUACCCAGCACUAUCGACAGGGCUGACUUCCCUUCGAGCAUGGAAGGAGCUGGCCUGCAGCUUGCCGCGGACAGCCAGACUGGGCACUCGAAAGAAAAAUUGUCUGAUUUGCACAAGAAGGAGCACUGUGGGGCAGGAAAGAGGGCACCUGCCCCUGACUUGGUCCCACUGGAUUUGAGCAUGCGGUCAAGCCGGGAUGAGCCCAGCAGUAAGGAAGUGUGCUCUCUGCAGGCAGCCCUGGUCAUUCACCCGUGUCCUUACUGUAACCACAAGACCUACUACCCUGAGGUCCUGUGGAUGCACAAGCGCAUCUGGCACAGGGUCAGCUGCAGCUCCGUGGCACCCCCGUGGACUCAGCCCAAUGGCCACAAGAGCAUUCGCAGCAGCCUGGUUUUCCUUGCGCGCAGUGGGCGCACAGGCCCUCCACCUGCCCUUGGGGGCAAGGAAUGCCAGCCUCUGCUUCUUGCUCGCUUCACCCGCACCCAGGUUCCAGGCGGGGUGCCAGGACCUAAGGGCAGCUCUUCUCUCCUGAAAACUGCUAGCAUGCCGAAGAACAAGGAGAGCCAUUCUGGGGGCCCCUGUGCUCUCUGGGCAUCCAGCCCUGAUGGGUAUCGACAAACCAGACAUGGCCAUGGCCAGGAGUCACCCACUGCUGUGGUGCAGGGGUCCCUGGCCAAACCCAAACCCGAGGUCGGCUCCAAGUUGGCGCCUGCCCCAGGCAGUGGGGGCCUCAGCAGAAGUGCCACCCCCACACCCUCAGUUAUAACCCGUGCAGGUGCCCAGCCUUCAGCUAAUAACAAGCCAGUGGAGAAGCUCGGGGUCCCUGCAACGGGGGCUGGCUUUGUCCCUCCAAAUAAGCACAGUGCCCCAGACUCUCUGAAAGCCAAAUUCAGCCCUCAGCCUCAGGGUCAGCCUCCCUCAAAAGGAGAAGGAGGCUCUCCUCUACCUCCCCCUGAACCCUCUGCGAAGGCGGCCCAGGAGCUGAGGACACUGGCUACCUGUGCAGCGGGGUCCAGAGGGGAUGCUGCCUUGCAGGCCCCGCCCAGUGCGCCCCCCAUCGUACACUCCAUCAAGCAGGAACCGGCAGUUGAGGGACAGGAGAAACGCUUGGACAUCCUCAGUAUCUUUAAGACGUACAUUCCAAAGGACUUCGCCACACUCUACCAGGGCUGGGGUGUCAGCAGCCCUGGGCCUGACCACAGAGCAACAGGGACGCCCCGGACACAGGCUCACCAGGGAGACUUUGUCUGUGUGGAGUGCGGCAAGAGCUUCCACCAGCCCAGCCAACUCAGGGCCCAUCUGCGGGCACACACAGUGGUGUUUGAGUGCGAUGGUCCACGAGGUUCCGAAGUUCACACGGCCUCCACGGAUGCCCCCAAACAAGGGAGAGAUCAUACCACCCCAGGAACUGUGCCAGCAGGGCCCCUCCGAAAGGGGACCUAGAGACACACCUCCAGCGCUUGGCCCCGUGACUGUUUUGACAGUGGCCUCACGGGUGCCUGGAAGCCUCCCAGCAGUGACCAUGGCCACCUCAGGCAAGAAGAACAACUGUCUCCUGACCAGACACCUCAGACCUGGGAGCCGCUGUGCUGGAGUGGACGGAGGGCGGCCUCUUGCCUUCCUCAGUGACAUUUAGGGACAGCGAAGAUGCUAUGCCUACAAUUCUGUGUAGCUCUUUCAAAUGCAUGUAUGUGCUCAUCGACUUAGCCCGUGUUUCCUCGUGAUAAGCAUUGGUACUGGCAGGUGCAGUGGGAGCGCGAGGCUUCUAAAUUACUCAAGACAAGUGUGAGACACUGGAAAAAAGAUACUGGUGUGUUUUGGAUGGAGUGAGGCACUGUAGGAGGAGUCCCAGUGCUUGGAAGGACAGAAGUGAUGAUGUCAGGAGGUGGGGAAGUGGAGCCUAUUGGCAUAUCAGCACCCCCGCCUCUCCCUGUCUUAAGUGGGUUUUUAAAUAGGUAAGAGAGAGGACAGAAAGGUGGCCUUCAGGUGCUGUGCAGAUCAGGCUAGGUGGAGGCAGGGUGAUGGUGAGAUCCUCAUAGUUCAGAGGUGUGGCCAUGACAUACUGUGCACCACCAGUGUCUCGCUCAUGCACUCUGCUCUUUCACCACUUGGGCUGUGUCCAGCACAGGAAACAUGGCGGCAGCGAUGGGAACACAUCUAAAUCUGCUUCGGAAAAGAAAGCUAUUGAACACUAAGAAGAGCAGGCUUCUUUGUGUACUCUCAGGACCUUUUUGUAACAGGGCUACAUUCUGCAAACUGCUCACAAAAGAAGACUAUACGUCUUAACAAAUUAAGCCACUGAAUCCUCCCGUUUUGGGCCUGUUUUAGUAAUGGCAGAAGAAUCCCUGAGCAAAUUGGGGCCCCUAGAUCAUUAGGGUGCUAAUGCUCUGGAACCUUCUGCUGCCCCACCCCCAUCCCAACCUCUCCCCUACACCACCCCAGCAAGUAGAUGUCUUUUCCUCUCAGGCCUGGUGACCUCCAUUUGAUGAGUGACUUUGUUCACAGGUGGUGGGGGGCACCGGGCCUGAGAGUGGGGGACGGCUUUAUAUACCUCUUCCUUAGUCUCGCAAGUUCAUGUUUCUGUGGUGGGGUGAAGGCCCUAGCAGAGGCUCUGAACCCACGCAGUGUCCACAGUUGGAGCUGUAUUCCGCAGGUAGAAGCAUUUCCUUUUCCUGUUGCCGUGACACUGUGUGUGAUGGCGAUACUUCUGAGAGUUCCUGAUGUUUGCACAUAGGAUUUUAUGCAUUAUCAAAAGUUACUGCUGCCUUGAAUGAAAACGUUCUGUGAAAUUUUUUGCAAAAGCUUUACUAGGUUUUUUUUUAAUUGUGAAAUUUUGUAAAGGCAGGAAAUGGAUUAAGACGUGCAUGCGAAAUAUAUUUUUCAAAAAAGAAGCAAUAAUUUUACAUGUACAGAAAUUAUCCUAACCUUUAAUACUGGUGAGAGCAACAGUUUACUUAAUACAGUAAUGGACUAGUGCAGCUUUUGUAGAAAAUGGGCUUCUGAUACAAAGACUUGUUUAAACACACAUGUAUACACGAACCCUAGAGUGUGGUUUCUAAUGAUUUGUUGGGUUAUUAUAAUAUUAUUAUUAUUUUUAUUGUUAUUGUUAGCUAAUGUUUGGUUCUGGAUUCUACUUGUUACUGUUAAAUUACUUGACCGUUCAGGUGACUUUGCGACACUUGCAAACAAUGCAAUGUUAACUGGCUAGCAGAUAUAUAUGUAUAUCUAUAUAUAAUUAUUUUUUUUACUUAUUUUUUUCCCCAGUACUCUUACACCAGGUAUGUAUGAGAACAGCAUGCUGCGUUGGCAUGCUUGGGAACAUCAAUGGUUCUGUGAAGUUUCCCUGAACAAGUCGCAGAGACACAUUCCUCUCCACCUGAGACAGCAGAGUACCUUUCUGUUGAUUCACAUUUGAUCAUUUUGAUAGUUUUCCCCCAAAGUGAUCAUUUCUGCGUUCUCUGGCUUUUUGUUUUCUUGGCUGAAAGUAAAGGUGACAGUUAGGAAUGUGUUAGGGGCCUGUGAUUCGGCCCUGUCUGUUUCUUUGUUUUAGUUAUUAAAAGAAAUUUCUGUACCCAAAGGGACACAAAGGUGUCAUCUACAUUUUUACUGUGUCCGAAGUGGCACUUGGCAUUGAGAGCUGGAAGGGUCUUUCUUCCUGUGAGUCUCCUUCCCUGUUGGUCUGGUGGGCAAAGGGGUGGGGCAUGGGGUUCCUACAGCUGAGCAUACAGCUGAGUCUGGCUGCCGGAAGGGCAGCCAGGAGGACAGUAGUCCCAUGAUGACCUGCCCCAUGCAGCACAGAGAUAGGGUUUCUGCAUAGUCACAAGACUAUGGGGACCCCCAGCUGGCACCUCCUCUGGGACCAGCCACAUGCUGGUCUGGGUGUGUGGCUCCUUUCUCCCACUGACCAUCAGCAUUGGGCUGGUUUGUUCAUUUAUGUCAGUUCAGCAAUAGUAUUUAAAAUGAUUCGUGUUUUCUUAUUUAUUUAGCCAAUAUGUUUUGAGUCUUUUUUUUUAAUGAUAAUUUCUGCAUGAUACACUUCUGUACGUCGUCUUCUGACUGUUACAGACUUUCUACUACCUCUACGAAUCUGCUGUCUCCUUGUUUCCUAAUGAGAUUUUUACAGUGUUGCGUCUAAUGUAACUUAGACAAAUAAAGGGUUUGGUUGUCUACACUGCAGCUGCUCUGUGUGUCUCCCCGCCCUUCCACCCUGUGUUCUUUCACUUCUGGCUUGCUCGCUCCUGGCCUGGCUCCACUUCUCCCCUCUUUCUUUUACCUCUUCUUCUAAACUUCUUCCUUACUUUGAAUUCAAGUAAUCCACAGUGAGCUUCUAAAAAUCUUUCAGGUUGUUCACCCAUCCUUAAUUCAGAAAAUGAAGAUUUAAAUUCUCCAAAAAAGUGGAUACUAAUUGUCUGCUCUGGGGGAAGGGCCCACUGUACGUGUCCAUGCCUCUGCUGGUUCUAGAAGUCUCUACAAGCUUAGGAGGAGAUGGUUCAGCCUCCUCUACUCAGUACAGGUUUCCAAGUCAAGUGGAUUUUGCCUUUUUGGUCUGGAAAAGUAGAUGUUUUAAGAGGUUCCCCCCAAUAUUUACUUAUUUAUUUUUUUAAGCCGAGAAAGACACUGGUUUCUGAAAACAAGGUGCUCCAGGCACUCAAGGUCGGGCCUGCACACAGCUGGUAUCAAAGGCUGCAGCAAUGCCUCUUGAGAUGCCUCUUCUGAUUGGCCGCUGAGCGCACAUCCAGGAGUCUCUGUAAGGCACAGGGACACCUAGGUCUCAGCCUCAUUCCUUGAAGGUGUAGGAUUAGGCACAGCAGGUGGCUUGCUCCCCUCUGUGCCUCUCCAGGUGGUGGCGGUGGGCUCUUCACCCCAUUUGAACCAGCACGAGUGAGUGUCCUCUGUGGGUGAGUGAAGGUAGGUGUCUUCCAGAUCAGAGAGAGUGGGUGCUGUCCUCCCAGAAGAGGGUAUCCUCUGGACUUGUGAGAGACUGUUGACCAACCUUACUCUGUAAGACGAGACUCCUCCCCGUCACCGCCCAGCAGAUCAUGAGGCUCCCUUGUGAGCUUCCCUUUCCCCCCUGAGGAGUUGAAGUAGCAUGUGUUGUUUAAUGCUGUAAUUUUAGCGACCUCUGGUUGCAGAACAUGUUAUUCUCUGAGGAAAGGAAAAGAAAAGAUAAUAAUCACAGAUGAGACCUUCUAGUGAUGGAUGGUUGCUGUGGGGGGGCGGGCAGACUUCAGGGCCCUGGGAUGCGCCUAUGAGAAGUGGCCACCAAGCGAAAUGUUCAUUCUUCCCCAACUUCGCUAAUUGUACUUUGAGGCGGUAAGAUGCAGAAGACCAUAGAGUUUGUAUUUCUUUUUAAAAAUACAAUUUUUAACGUAUUUUGUACUCUUUAUUUUAGAAUUUGUAACUAGAUUGUUGUAUUUAACUAUUUCUGAGAAAAUAAUUCAAUGUUUCAGUUGUGUGAUAAAAUAUUUAGAUAAAACAUAUUCAUUCUAUUGGAAUUUGAAAUAAAUAAAAACAUCUUGGAGUUCUUGA